CGCGAUGUUCCCACACUUUAAUGUCACUUGGUAGCUGGGAGUUUCCAGAAAGAUGCCACCCACACUUUUCCAGAAGCUUUUCACCAAGAGGAACGGACAGCUGUCCCCGAGCAGAGACCACCGAGAGGAUUAUGCCUUCAGCUGGCCAUCAUAUGAGUAUGAUCCAAGCCAAAUCCGCUUGAUUGUGUACCAGGACUGCGAGAAGCGAGGACGAAAUGUCUUGUUUGACUCCAGUGCCAAGCGUAAGACUGAGGAUCUGUCUGUGUCGAAACUUGUGAGUGAUGCUCCAGUGCGGGUGUUCGGGAAGUGUUGCCAGCUCAGACCGGGAGGAGACAGCUCUACUUCUUUAGAUAGUUCAGCUAACUCUCUGGCUUCUGACACAAAAGAACAAUGCCCCAAAUACCAGGGAUCUCGAUGUUCUUCGGAUGCCAAUAUGCUUGGAGAAAUGAUGUUUGGUUCUGUGGCUAUGAGCUACAAAGGUUCCACCCUAAAGAUUCAUCAGAUACGCUCACCUCCUCAGCUGAUGCUGAGCAAAGUGUUCACUGCCCGGACUGGCAGCAGCAUCUAUGGAAGCCUUAACACAUUACAAGACAGCCUUGAGUACAUAAGCCAUGACAACAACACAGUAAAAGCUGAGAACGGCAGCAUUAUGAAUGGUCUCCUUGGAAACAUAGGUCUGUCUCAGCUCUGCAGCCCCAGGCGGGCGUUCUCUGAGCAGGGCCCUCUCCGCCUCAUCCGGAGUGCUUCUUUCUUUGCAGUACAUAGCAAUCCAAUGGACAUGCCAGGCCGGGGGUUUAAUGAUGACCGAGACAGUGGAAUAGCAAGAUCUGCGUCUCUCAGCAGUCUUCUGAUCACCCCUUUCCCUUCUCCAAGUUCAUCACUUAACAGCAGCUGUGCCAGCAGCUACCAGCGACGCUGGCGUCGUAGCCAAACUACAAGCUUGGAAAAUGGCGUAUUUCCUCGAUGGUCAGUAGAGGAAAGCUUUAACAUGUCAGAUGAAAGCUGUGGGCCAAACUUGGGCGUUGCGCGAAAAAAGAAGAUUGCCAUAGGCGUAAUUUUCUCUUUGUCAGCUGAUGAGGAGGAAAAUGGAAAAUUCCAUGAGUUCUUCUUUUCUCACUUUCCUCUCUUUGAGAGUCACAUGAACAAGUUGAAGAGUGCCAUAGAGCAGGCAAUGAAAAUGAGCCGCAGAUCCGCAGAUGCCAGCCAGAGAAGCUUAGCAUACAAUAAGAUUGUGGAAGCCUUGAAUGAGUUUCGGACUACAAUCUGUAAUCUGUACACCAUGCCGAGAAUAUCCGAACCUGUUUGGCUUACAAUGAUGUCUGGAUCACCAGAGAAAAAUCACCUAUGUCAACGAUUUAUGAAGGAGUUUGCCUUCCUGAUGGAGUACACAUCAAAAAACCAGUUCCUUCCAGCACUCCUUACAGCUGUCCUCACAAAUCACCUUGCCUGGGUUCCAACAGUCAUGCCCAAUGGACAGCCACCAAUUAAAAUCUUCCUGGAAAAGCACUCAUCACAAAGUGUGAAUAUGUUGGCAAAGACUCACCCAUACAACCCUCUUUGGGCACAGCUGGGAGAUUUAUAUGGAGCUAUUGGGUCACCAGUGCGAUUAGCAAGGACAGUUGUCAUUGGAAAGAGGCAAGACCUUGUGCAGAGGUUACUUUAUUUCCUCACCUACUUUAUAAGGUGUUCAGAACUUCAGGAGACCCACCUGCUGGAGAAUGGUGAGGAUGAAGCAAUUGUUAUGCCCGGUACAGUGAUCACUACAAUGCUACAGAAGGGUGAAGUGGAGGAGUCGGAUUAUGUUUUCAUCACAAUGCACAAGAAUAAGGGUUGCCUGUUGAACAAUGAUACAGAUGAAACAAGGACUUCUGAAAAUAAAUGUUGCUGUUGCCAGUGUCCCAUCACUGACCUGCAAAAACCACAAGAGCAACAGGAGGACUGUCAAAGCUCUGUGAAAGAGGCAUUGGAGGAAGGUACCAGUGUAAGCCAGGUAACGACCCAGCUGUCCAGCCAAGAAGUACCUGGUUAUACUGAAGUCUACAAAGACAAAUCAAGAACUUGCCUAGAAACAAAAAUAGAGACUGUCAUUAACAUUCGGGCAGCUCCAAUAGAGAAAUGCUCUUUAGCAGUUGGAUGCCUAGAGCCAUCAGUUCAAUUGGUGGACAAUGAGAACGUGCAAGAGGAAAGCCCCUCAGUAAAAGGUAUGAGAACGAAUGAAAUCUGUAUAGUGAAAAAACCUCCAGAUAAGAUCCCAACUGCAGCAAUGCCUUGUGGUGCUGGCCAGCUCCUAAGCAAGGUGAAGUUUCAGAUUGGUGAUUCUAUGUCACCGGACUCUGAUAUAGAGAUAAAAAGCCAAAAUGUAGUGGAUCAGAUCCAGAAGCACUAUCCAAAACCAGUGCAGGAACAGAGGACACAUGCUACUGAUCCUAUCAGUAUAGCAAAGCAGAAUGCAGAGGACCAAAAAAGUAGCGAGUCGUGUGAGAAACUUUCCAGGGUAGCAAGCAAGCUUGAAAACUGGAAUCCUUUUCAUCAAGAGAACAUUAGCAUGUUUGAUGAGUACUUUCCAGAAGAUGGCUCUAUUGAGGCAAAAAUCAUUGAUCAUAUUCCAGAAGAGGCAAAAAGAAUGGAUACAGUGUGCCCACAAAGACUGUGUGAAACAGAUAAAGCACCUAGUAAUGUAAAAAGUGUUCUUCCAAACAUUUGCAAAAACUGCUGUGCUGAACAGGACCAAAGAGACAGAGUCUCUGUAUCUGUCCCCCAUGGGGAUAAGGAGAAACCAGAGAAUAAGGCUGUACUGGGCACUGACUGGGACAUUCCGAGGAACGAGAGUUCAGAUAGUGCCCUGGGUGACAGUGAGAGUGAGGACACGGGUCAUGAGCUUCAUGCACCAAGUAUUGGUUACUACGGGGCAGAACAAGUAGACUGGAUGGAAGAAGAAGAGAUUGCUUUACCAGGGUCAAAGCUGGUUGAUGUCAGUUCUGUGAAGCCUAACAUCGCCAACUUUGGAAGAUCCUUACUAGCAGGCUACUGUGCAUCCUACGUACCAGACUUUGUUCUUCAAGGAAUAGCAAGUGAGGAGAAGUUGAGGCAGUGUCUAAUGUCAGAUCUGUUACAUGCUGUACAGCAUCCAGCUUUGGAUGAGCCUAUUGCAGAGGCUGUCUGCAUUAUCGCAGACGUGGACAAGUGGUCUGUACAAGUUGCCAGUAGCCAGAGAAGGACAACAGAUAAUAAGCUAGGCAAGGAGGUGCUGGUAUCCAGCCUGGUCUCCAGCCUGCUUAAUUCUACUCUCCAGCUUUACAAACACAAUCUGUCCGCAAACUUUUGUAUCAUGCACCUGGAGGACAGGCUACAGGAGCUCUACUUCAAGAGUCGAAUGUUGUCUGAAUACCUAAAAGGACAAACAAGAGUUCAUGUGAAGGAGUUAAGCAUGGUGCUAGGAAUCGAAUCAAGCGAUCUUCCCUUGCUUGCCGCUAUUGCCAGCACCCACUCUCCAUAUGUUGCUCAGAUUCUUCUGUAAUAGAGGAUGCAUCAGAUGGACUGAAUUGCCAGAAGUACAAUAAAAGGACAGUGUCGUUCUUGCAGAAUCUGGUAAUAAUGACUGAGCCGACUGUGAUCUGUCAGAUCCUGAAGAUAAUCACAGAAGAGGAGAAAGUUGACUCCUGUAUAACUGAGAGUCAUACUGAUCAGAAGUAUUGAAGACUGUUGAGCAUAACCGAAAUCACAAGAUAAAAAAGUAUACUCAUUUUCAGAGUAACACAAUUGUGAGUUCUUUUUACAGCAACAUUUCAGACUUUGUUUCC
Molecule: messenger RNA, 3800 nt
Organism: Nanorana parkeri
Lineage: Eukaryota; Metazoa; Chordata; Amphibia; Anura; Dicroglossidae
Gene: FNIP1
Product: folliculin interacting protein 1
Exons: 18
Coding region: 53-3517 (1154 amino acids)
Cellular component (GO): cytoplasm
Molecular function (GO): protein-folding chaperone binding; ATPase inhibitor activity
Source: RefSeq, a predicted model, not a curated record